CUGAAAAGUUUGGGGACCACUAACUUAAUUGUGUCUUACAUUUUUCCCAAAUGAGGUUUGGCUGUUACAUCCAUCAGUUUCAAUGAGGUUUAACCCAACCCGUAACAAUACCAAGGGGGUUCUAAGGAGCAGGAAAUUCUCAUGACAGAACAAGGAUGAGAGCUCUCUGGAGCAGAACUAUAGAAAGCUAGUUGCCAUGGCAGCUGUGAAUCAUCUUAAACCAUAGUCAUUUUAGAAGUUAAAAAUGAUAAAAGUGGCCUUCGUUGUAUCUCAGGUACUUAUUGAAAUCAGAAAAACGCAAUGAACUAUGCUGACCAUCUGUGGGCAGCCACUGGGGAAUUACUUGUGCCUUUAGUUGAAGUAACCUGCUACAGAGUGAAUUGUGGUUUGGCUUUCCUCUGCUGAGAGGAAAUUCACAUGUAGGAAGGAGCGUUCAGUGGCAUUGCCAAGAUUUACAGUUUCUUUUGUAUCUUCCAGAGCCUUGUGCAGCACAGAAGGCCUGAGGCCUUUUCCAGCAUAAAGAGUUUAAAAUAUGUAAAGACUGUGCAUGCUACGGGAGCUUCUGGGAACGGUUUCAGCACUUUGUAUUUUCUCCCCAUUUUGUGCUUGUUCAUCAAAGGGAAGGGGAUUGUGCAGCUCUACGGCCACCUCCCCCUUCACCAGAACAGGAUCUCGACAGAAGGCCACUGCUGCUUUGGUUUGGAAAAGGCUACAUCAUAGACAGAAAAGAGAAAGAUGGGCAGGGCCUGGAACAACAUUGAAAUUAUGGAUGGCUCCACUGCUAGACCUGGUACACAAGUGGUAUUUCAUCAGACCAGCUGCCGCAUUUGGACGGAGAGUUCCCAACGUCCAAGAUGUUGGAAUCUAUGUUGGUUUAUGCUCAGUUCUACAGACAAGGUGGUACGGGCCAUCCAUACCACUCUGCUGUGUAGGGUUGUCAACCUGUACCACCAAGGUCAGGGAGGUGGACAUUCCGAUGUGCACUGUGGGUGAUACAUCCUACCCCUUUCUCUCCUGGCUAAUGAAGCUCUACAUGGGACACCUGGACCCCACCACAGAACAAUUCAAUGCCAAGUUCAGAAGAUGCCUCAUCAUGGCAGAGGGUGCUUUUGGCUGCCUCAGAGGAAGGUUCCUGUGUCUCCUCACCCACCUGGACCCUGGCAACUGGAACAACCCCCAGGUGGUGGUAGCCUGCUGUGUCCUUCACAACCUGGGUGAGAACAAGGGGGAUAUGUUCCCAUCAGGAUGGGGGGCAAAGACUGAGUGGCUUGCUAGAGCUUUUGAGCAACCAUGCACUGCUGCCAUCCGACAAACCCAGGGGGCCUGUGCGCAUCUGGGAGGCCCUGAGGGAGAGUUUCAGCCAAGGCCAGCUGUGACACUCUUCCCUUGGGCCUCCCCAUAAGAGGCCUCUGCAUAGCUCCUGUGUGCCUUUCCUCUCCCACCCCUUCCAUCCCCUCCCUGCUGCACUCCACCC
Pelodiscus sinensis (Chinese soft-shelled turtle) is the source of this 1474-nucleotide messenger RNA. The record is from RefSeq and is a predicted model, not a curated record. NCBI's taxonomy places the organism in Eukaryota, Metazoa, Chordata, Testudines, Trionychidae.